Molecule: messenger RNA, 3904 nt
Organism: Manduca sexta (tobacco hornworm)
Lineage: Eukaryota; Metazoa; Arthropoda; Insecta; Lepidoptera; Sphingidae
Product: probable aldehyde oxidase gad-3
Exons: 17
Coding region: 74-3883 (1269 amino acids)
Molecular function (GO): FAD binding; oxidoreductase activity; 2 iron, 2 sulfur cluster binding
Source: RefSeq, a predicted model, not a curated record
GUUUCCCAAUCAUUUUAGGAGCUCUUUUAUGAUGGAAUAGUCAGUCAAGUAACUACUUUCCUGCUAUGCAGUCAUGGACCGCAUUUACUUUAAAGUGAAUGGUGUCGAGAGAUCGGUGGGAUGCGAGGUGAGCUCAGACCUGACGCUGGUGGACUACCUGCGGGACUGGCUGGAGCUGCGCGGCACCAAGUACAUGUGUCGCGAGGGCGGCUGCGGCGCCUGCAUCGUCGCCGCCUCCAAGUGCCCCGGCGCUCCUGCACAGGCUGUGAAUUCGUGCAUGGUGUCCAUUACAUCAUGUCAAGGCUGGGACAUUACGACGAUAGAAGAAAUAGGGAACAGAAAGAAGGGGUAUCAUAUUCUACAGAAGACUUUGGCAAGUUAUAAUGGGACCCAGUGUGGAUACUGCAGUCCCGCAUGGGUUAUGGCAAUGUACAGUCUACUCCAAACCAAAAAAGAUCUUACAAUGCUAGAAAUAGAACAGUCUUUUGGAAGCAACGUCUGCCGAUGCACUGGUAUUAGGCCUAUAUUAGAAGCAUUUAAAAAAUUUGGAAAAGAUGCUCCGAAAAAUGAAAGAAUAAUGGACAUAGAAGACUUGCAUAUUUGCAAAAAGACUGGAAAGAAUUGCCUGAAAGUUUCUUGCGAAAAAGAUGAGUGGUGUAUGGUAUCAGAUGAUGAUGUAAAAGUACCAAAUAUUCUUGAGCUAAAGUUGAAAGAUAAUAAAUAUUGGUACAGAGUGACCGAUGUGGCAGAUAUUCAUAAAAUCCUAAAUGAGAAAGGUUAUGAUUCGUACAUGCUAGUGUGUGGAAACACAGCUAAAGGAGCAUACCCGAUAUUCGAAUAUCCUCGAAUAUUAAUAGAUAUUAGCACAGUUGAAGACUUGAAAACUUGUAUGAUCGAUCAGAAUCUAAUACUCGGGGCUGGUUUAACGCUUACUGAACUCUUAGAUACCUUUAAAACAGCAUCUAAAGAAGAAUAUUUUCGAUAUUUGGAACCUUUGCAUGAGCAUUUGAACUUAGUAGCUCACAUUCCUGUUAGAAACGUGGGGUCGAUUGGAGGCAACCUGAUGAUAAAACAUAAACACAAUGAAUUUUCAUCAGAUAUAUUCCUGAUGCUGGAAACUGUUGGAGCGACUUUAGAUAUUGAUGAGCCUCGUGGAUACAAAAAAGAAUUAGGAUACAGCUUUAGAAAGACGCUGACGAUGCAACAGUUUCUACAAGAGAAUAUGAAAGGCAAAGUUAUAUUACGGGCAAUGCUCCCACCACUAAGCAACGACCAUCAUGUGAUCACGUACAAGGUAAUGCCGCGGUCACAGAACGCCCAUGCCAUAGUGAAUGCUGGUUUUCUUUACCAAUUGUCGAUUGAUGGCACAGUAAAAUCAUGCAGAAUAGUCUACGGAGGUCUGUCUCCCCACUUCAACAGGGCUUCUGCAACAGAAACCCAUCUGAUCGGGAAAAAGUUAUUUACCAAUGAGACGUUGCAGUCAGCUCUGAAUAUCUUAGCAAGUGAGAUUAUAGUAGUCAAAAAUCCACCAGAGCCAUCUGUGGAGUACAGAAAGCAACUUGCGUUGGGAUUGUUUUAUAAAGGUAUAAUGUCUAUAUGUCCCGCACAUAUAUUAGGAUCCCGUUACCGGUCUGGACCUAUCAAAAUCCGAGAAACAAGGCCACUUUCGGAAGCUCGUCAAAUAUUUGAUACAAACCCAAAGUUAUGGCCUCUGAAUCAACCUAUUCCGAAGAUUGAUGCAUUGAUUCAAUGUUCUGGUGAAGCUAAAUUUGUGGAAGAUAUGCCGACCUUACCCGACGAAGUGUUUGCUGCUUUCGUUCUAUCAACUGUACCUUUAGGAGAUAUUGUAUCAAUAGAUGCGAGUGCUGCUCUGAAAAUGCCAGGAGUAAUAGCAUUCUACUCAGCGAAUGACAUACCAGGUGAAAACUCGUUUACUCCAGCUGGUACCACAUUCUAUGUAGCCAAUGAAGAAAUAUUUUGUAGCGGACAAAUCAAGUACUACAAUCAACCGAUCGGCAUGAUCGUAGCUGAAACCCGACCUAUUGCAGAACGAGCUGCGAAAGUAGUCAUAGCAACAUAUAAAAAUGUUAGGAAACCCCUACUUAGCAUAAAAGAUGCUAAAAAAGACCCAAACAGGAACACUUUGUUCACAUCAACGACUGCUGAAUCUAGAGGUACGGAUGUUGUAAAGACGUUCCAAGGCAGUAACACGAUUUUUGGGCAGUAUCAUUAUACGAUGGAGACACUGUGCUGCGUCUCGAAGACGUCUGAAGAGGGAUUAGAGGUUCAUUCUGCAUGUCAGUGGAUAGAUGGCACCCAAGUCAUGACGUCCAAGGCUUUGAAUAUUGAUUGUCACAAGAUAGAUGUCCACUUACGCCGUGUUGGAGGUGCAUUUGGGAUAAAGAUCUCCCGCAGCAUCCAAGUGGCUGUAGCUUGUAGUCUCGUUGUGCAGAAACUGAACAGGCCAUGUCGAUUCAUACAAUCAUUGACCACCAAUACAAAAGCUCUUGGCAAGAGGCUCUCUUGUUCUACUGAUUAUGAGACUGGUGUGAAUAAUUCUGGAGUGAUCCAGUACAUUAACUACAAACUUUAUGAAGACAAUGGGUACAAAGUUAACGAAACUCUCACCAUGCUCGGUACUGAUGUGUUCUACAACUGCUACAAUAACUCUAGAUGGAACUAUACGUGCUACGACUCUAUUACUGAUAAGGCAAAAAAUACAUGGUGCAGAUCUCCAGGUACUCUAGAAAACAUUGCUAUGGCGGAAUACCUCAUGGAGCGAAUCUCUUACGAAAUGUCAUUAGACCCAAUAGACGUGAGAUUAGCAAAUCUAAACACUACUAGAUUUAAUGACCUCACGGAAAUGUCAAAUACAUUGAAGACUACAGCAAAAUAUGCAGAAAGACGAGCUGCAAUAACGAGUUAUAACGCUCAGAACAGAUGGAAGAAACGAGGCUUAAGGGUCGCAUUCCUGAGAUGGACUCCGGUUGGAGCCCAGUAUUUAAACGCCAACAUCUCUGUAUUCCAUGAGGAUGGUACAGUUGCCAUCGUUCACGCUGGUGUAGACAUGGGCCAGGGGGUUAACACGAAGGCCGUGCAAGUUUGCGCUUAUUUCCUUAAAAUACCCAUUAGCAAAAUCCAAAUUAAAGCAAAGAAUACUACGUCGACGCCAAAUGGAUUCAUAUCUGGUGGUAGCCUUACGUCACAGAAUAUUAUUAUUGCUGUGAGGAGAGCUUGCGAGGAACUUUCAAGAAGACUUGCUCCAAUCAGAGCUCGGAUGGUUAACCCAACUUGGGAAGAAUUGAUCAAAGAGGCGUUUAAUUCGAACGUGGAUUUGCAAGUCCAUGGAUUUGCUGGUGCGGAUGAUGUACAGAACUUCAAUAUAUACGGUGUAGCUAUUGCUGAAUCUGAGAUAGAUGUUUUGACUGGAGAAAUGCAAAUACGUAGGGUAGACAUUCUGCAGGAUGUUGGGCAAAGCGUUAGUCCAGAAAUCGAUGUUGGUCAAGUCGAAGGAGCAUUCAUAAUGGGGCUAGGAUAUUGGACGUGUGAAGAACUGGUAUACGAUAAAAAAACCGGAGAAGUCCUGACAGAUCGCACCUGGAAUUACCCGAUACCGUUAGCACUAGAUAUUCCACAGGACUUCAGAGUUUAUUUUAGGAAGAAAUCUUAUAGCACAGAACUGAUUUUAGGAGCCAAAGGUACUGGUGAACCACCAAUGUGCUUAGCAAUUGUGGUGGCGUUUGCAAUCAGAGAAGCAAUUGUAGCUGCUCGGCAAGAAUCUGGAAUACCUAGCACCCAGUGGUUUGAAAUAGAUGGCCCGUACACGGUAGAAAAAAUAUGCCUGGCGUCAUCAAAUUGCAUAAAAGAUUUCAAAUUGUAUUGAAAUAAAAGAUUGAGUGUGUGA